GUGAUCCUUCGGCAAUACUAUAUAUAAAAGGCGCCUCUUCAAUUUUUCCAUUUUAUAAACAGCCACGAUCAGCAUCAUGAAUACUUUAAUCGCCAUACUUUUCUGCGUGUCCGCAGUGUUUGCGCUUUCUCCACUGAAACCAGAGACAAAGACCAGCUUGACUUUGAAUAUUUACGGACCAAAUUCGGACGGUUCGUACAACUAUAAUUACGAGACCGGAAACGGCAUUCAUGUGCAAGAAGAAGGUCAGAUCGUGAAAACUGAAAAUGGCAAAGAAGACAUUGUUCAUGUUCAGGGAUCCUUCAGUUAUCCUAAUCCCGAUGGCAAAUCCGUUGCCCUGAGCUAUGUCGCCGACGAAAACGGUUUCCAGCCUAAGGGUGAUCAUCUGCCGACGACGCCUAAGAUCCCCUCCGGUAUCCUAAAAGCUUUGGAAUACAUCGCCCAGCAUCCCGAGGAGGACAACUUAUAAAAGGUUUAUUAUUAUGUUCAGAUCGUUAAUUAUUCAAAAUGUGUGAAUUCAAAAUUCUCAUUAAUUUAUAAUGUUGAAAAUUAAGUUCAUUGAAGUUACAUGUUUAUAUCACAAUCUUUAUGUUUCAUUUUCUAACAUUUACAUAUAUAUCAUACGAGUUUUGCAUAAGAUAAAUUCCUUUCGCGUUGCGAAGAAUGUCAUUUCAGAAUGCGAAAUUAGUACUAAUUAGUACUAUUGUGUUAAUUAAGAAAUCCUGCAGCGCGUGCAAAGAAUCAUUGCGACGACAAUGUUUAUAUUAAGUAUUGCUCCUAGAGAUGAAAUAAAAAUGCUGAAAAUUUAGUUACGCGUUUUUAUUCGAUGGAGAGAUUUUAUUCAUUCGAUUUUAUUGUGCCAUAAACGCAUCAUGGAUGUUUCGUUUAUUAAAACAUCAAAUAGCUCGUGAUUUGAAUACAUCGAUGAAAUGAAUUCGGUUGGCUAGUUCGCGGAUGACACGAAGCGAUAUUUAAUAACGGGCCGCAUGUGUAGAUGACGUAAUAAUGAACGUGGCGAAAUAGUGGGAGACUUUGACAUAAUUGUCAGCG
Camponotus floridanus (Florida carpenter ant) is the source of this 1050-nucleotide messenger RNA. It is a transcript of the gene CPR21, whose product is annotated as larval cuticle protein LCP-17. Gene Ontology annotation, cellular component: chitin-based extracellular matrix. Gene Ontology annotation, molecular function: structural constituent of chitin-based larval cuticle. The record is from RefSeq and is a predicted model, not a curated record. The transcript has 2 exons. NCBI's taxonomy places the organism in Eukaryota, Metazoa, Arthropoda, Insecta, Hymenoptera, Formicidae. The coding region runs from base 77 to 469 and encodes 130 amino acids.